AUGCAAGCGAUUGACACCGGUCGUUUGAUGCAGCCUGGUUCUAAAGUCUCCAGUAACGGAACUGAAUCGACAGGUUUUUCUCACAACGCAUACGCAUCCAAUCAGCCUCUGAGCUUCACCGACCGUAACUCACGAAGAGCCAAUAUCCCUGCUAUCAAUACCAAUUCCACAUCCUCAGUCUCUAAAGAACAACUCCCUUACAGUACUCAGUUCGACAUGAACUUCGCACCUUUACUCCCAUCCCAGCUUCUCCUUGGAAGCCCCUUCCAGCCGGGGACUCCCUCUGCUUUUGCCUCACCGCAGUUUGGGAAUUUUCCAGGAUUCUCACAGUCUAAUCAGAAUGUUGGGCAGAGUCAUCAGAAUCAGCUCAACAGCCCGACACAGGCACAGCAUGGUGCCCUAUCCCCUCAGAUGUACCAGAGCUUGAUGUCUCCUGAUGGCAUGGGAGGUUCUCCACUACUGGGAGGCCCCCAUUCCCCUAUAUCAGGGCUACCAGCAUUUGCCGGUGCGUUUGCACCAAGCCCACAACUUCAAUCUGGUCACGGUAUCUUGUCAGGAACCAGUCGAACCGUAUAUCUAGGAAACUUGCCCCCAGAGACCACCUCUGAAGAAAUUUUGGGUCACGUUCGAAGCGGUCAGAUUGAGUCUGUUCGUCUCCUUCCCGAUAAGAACUGCGCUUUCAUUUCUUUCUUGGAUAGUAGCUCUGCCACCCAUUUCCAUUCAGAUGCUAUUCUGAAAAAGCUAUCCAUCAAGGGCAACGAUAUUAAGAUUGGAUGGGGAAAGCCAUCACAGGUUCCCACUUCCGUAGCACUUGCUGUCCAGCAAUCAGGCGCGUCCAGGAAUGUAUACCUUGGAAACUUACAUGAAGACGUCACCGAGGAGGAGCUACGUGAAGAGCUAGGAAAAUUCGGUCCUAUCGAUACUGUGAAACUUGUGAAAGAGAAGUCUAUUGGCUUUGUUCACUUUUUGUCUAUCAGUAACGCAAUCAAGGCUGUUACCCAGCUUCCUCAGGAACCCAACUGGCAACCUCCAAAGAGAGUAUACUAUGGCAAAGAUAGAUGUGCCUAUGUAUCAAAAACUCAACAACAAAAUGCUGCACAAUACCUAGGAAUUGCUCCUGGCUACGCACACAUGCUGAACUCUCAUGACCGUGAUCUUAUCUCAAACGCCCUAGCUCAGCAAUCAGUAGCCGCCGCCGCUGUUGCAACCACAGCCGGAGGUGUGAAUAACCUUGGGAACAGGACCGUUUAUCUGGGCAACAUUCACCCAGAAACAACAAUAGAGGAGAUCUGUAAUGUUGUCCGCGGUGGUUUACUGCAUCACAUCCGCUACAUCCCAGACAAGCAUAUUUGCUUCGUCACAUUCAUUGACCCUACAUCCGCUGCCUCUUUCUACGCCCUCAGUAACAUUCAGGGCCUAAUGAUCCACAACAGACGGUUAAAGAUUGGAUGGGGCAAACAUUCUGGUGCACUGCCACCGGCCAUUGCCUUGGCCGUCAGCGGAGGCGCAUCUCGCAAUGUCUACAUCGGCAACCUGGAUGAAACCUGGACCGAGGAGCGCUUGCGCCAGGACUUUUCAGCAUAUGGUGAGAUUGAACUGGUCAAUGCACUGAGGGAGAAGAGCUGUGCGUUCGUAAAUUUCACCAAUAUUGCCAAUGCUAUCAAGGCAAUCGAAGGAAUGCGAGGGUCAGAGGAUUAUAAACGAUUCAAGAUUAAUUUUGGAAAAGAUCGCUGUGGCAAUGCACCUCGCCAGGUCAACAAUAACCAGAAUAGCAACCGCGUGGACGGCUCUAACAAUUCUGUUAAUGGAACCAUUCAGUCAGGUGGCAACCAGAACGGACAGCAAUCCAGCCCGACUCGGCCUGCUCUAUCUCCCGUCACUGGUUCUUCUGGAUCAUUAUCUCAAAAUGGCCAGAGCAGAAACCCUCUGCAUUCGAUUGCAAACCCUGCCUCUCUCAUAAACACGGGAAGCAAUAACCCCUUGACCCUCUACCUCAACCAAGUUUCCCAGCAACAGAGCCGUGAUCAGGAAUCCCGCCUAAACAACUCUAUGCAGUAUCCCUCGCUCCAGCAACCUCAAAACUACGGCUCAUCCCAGAGCAAUCACGGCCAUACCCAUAGUCAUAGCCACUUCAAUGGAAGUAGCAACGGAGUGGUGGAUAACGGCGCACCGGGCGAACCCCUCCUCCAGCACAAGCCCUCCCUCAACGGGCUCCUAAACGUUUCCAGCGCUUCAAGCGCUGCUCAGCAGCAGCACAACUCGACAAAUGGAAAUACGUUGAGUGUCCCGCGCGCCCAGCAUUCUAGAACCGUCAGCUUGCCAUCCUUUUCACAGGAACGCUUUGGCCAAGGCCCGCAUUCACACAUUCCAUCACGGUCAGGCAUGAAUCAUCAGACCCAAGGGAGCUUCUCUGGCUUCGGUGGGCUUGGAGGGCUGAACCAUAGUGGAUUUGGUCUCUCUAUCACCAAUGAAGGAUCUCUUCCUGGAUGGGCUGAGGAAGAGAUUGGAGCCAAAUAA
Molecule: messenger RNA, 2517 nt
Organism: Microsporum canis CBS 113480
Lineage: Eukaryota; Fungi; Ascomycota; Eurotiomycetes; Onygenales; Arthrodermataceae
Product: RNA-binding protein Nrd1
Exons: 1
Coding region: 1-2517 (838 amino acids)
Biological process (GO): mRNA splicing, via spliceosome
Cellular component (GO): cytoplasmic stress granule
Molecular function (GO): mRNA binding
Source: RefSeq, a predicted model, not a curated record